Molecule: messenger RNA, 1035 nt
Organism: Notothenia coriiceps (black rockcod)
Lineage: Eukaryota; Metazoa; Chordata; Actinopteri; Perciformes; Nototheniidae
Product: YTH domain-containing protein 1-like
Exons: 3
Coding region: 104-463 (119 amino acids)
Biological process (GO): mRNA splicing, via spliceosome; regulation of alternative mRNA splicing, via spliceosome
Cellular component (GO): nucleoplasm
Molecular function (GO): mRNA binding; N6-methyladenosine-containing RNA reader activity
Source: RefSeq, a predicted model, not a curated record
AUGGUGCAUUGUUGGAGGAGCUCAGGUCAGGAGAAUUUCAUUGCCAUCUCUCCACUGAAGCUGCUGAGCAUCUGAUGAUAACACCUUUGGAGCUUUGAUCUUGAUGAUGAGGGAGCUUCCCUUCACGAAGACAGCCCACCUGUCCAACCCCUGGAACGAGCAGAAGCCCGUGAAGAUCGGACGAGACGGACAGGAGAUCCAACCAGAAGUCGGCGCUCAGCUCUGUGCUCUCUUCCCAUUGGACGAGAGCGUGGACGUGCACCAGGUCGCUCGUAGAGUUCGUCACAAGCGCCAGACGCCGUCGGAGCCGCGCCCGCGAGGUCGUCCGCCACAGCGCGAACCGGGAAGGUUAGCCAAUCACAGAGCUGCUCACAGAGCUCCUCCCCCUGCUUCCUGUUCUUCUUCUGCUGCUGCCACCACGGCGCCACCUGGACCACGGAGACGCCCGUUAGCCUCCGGCUAGCUAGCAUCGAGGCUAGUUAGCAUUGCGGCUAGCUGGUUGUUGUUGUUUUUCCAGUUGGAGUUUUCCACCGGAGUGACGCCUCUUAAAGAGUCAGGCAGGAAGUAGACCCUCAGUUGGGAGGUGAUGGUUAACAGCUAGCAGAGCACCAGGUUAAUCAAUAAUAAUAAUAAUAACAUUUUUCAAAGCGCUCUCCCGAGAGCUCAAAGACGCUUGAAAUGAAGUAGUAAGUAACGAGGUUUCACUUCCUGUUGUUAUAAUUACUCUUUCGUUACAGGAAGUUCAUUCAGGGUUUGGCUUUCAGCUGGACUGUGGCUGACCUUUCAGAAUAAAAGCAUAAAGGACGAGCGACCUUUCAGAAUAAAAGCAUAAAGGACGAGCGACCUUUCAGAAUAAAAGCGGGAGGGAGGGACCGACCCAGCGGACUGUUCUGGUUUUUGAGAGGUGGUGGUUGGUCACGCAGGGGGGGUGGCCUCUGGACUGCAACCAAUGAGAGGGAGGGGAGUGUGUGUGGGGGCGAGGCUUCCUCACUUUAUCCAAUAAGGUAAAAUUACAGGAAAAAAUGGACAGGAUUU